Molecule: messenger RNA, 1898 nt
Organism: Rhagoletis zephyria (snowberry fruit fly)
Lineage: Eukaryota; Metazoa; Arthropoda; Insecta; Diptera; Tephritidae
Product: transient receptor potential-gamma protein-like
Biological process (GO): regulation of cytosolic calcium ion concentration; calcium ion transmembrane transport
Cellular component (GO): cation channel complex; plasma membrane
Molecular function (GO): store-operated calcium channel activity; inositol 1,4,5 trisphosphate binding; protein binding
Source: RefSeq, a predicted model, not a curated record
AUGCUCACCCGAGAGGACAGCCACAACACCAAUAGCUCGGCGAAGGAGGACGACGGCGAGGAAGAAGAGGAGGAGGACAACGAUGAUGAUGAGGAGGAGGAAGAUUUAGAUGAUGAACUGGCGGAGGAGCUAAGGAAGAGCUUCAGUCGCAAGCUCAAGAAGAAGACGGAGAAUGAAAACAUGAGCGAGGGAAAAGGCGGAGGUCGAGGAGAUAGCCAGCGGAGCACUGGACAGCUUCAGCAGCAACAGCAACAACAAGGAGCCUUCAAUCAGUUCAAGCCGCUGACACUGACUGAAAAGCGCUUCCUCCUCGCCGUGGUCCGAGGCGAUCAGCCCGCAGUGAGGCGCCUAAUUCACGAAUCACGCCCCCAAGAGCUGAACAUCAACUGCUGCGACCCUCUGGGCCGAAGUGGCCUGCUGAUGGCCAUCGACAAUGAGAACCUGGAGAUGAUUGAGCUGCUGAUUGACGCCGGCGUCGAGAUGAAGGACGCACUGCUGCACGCCAUCAAUGAGGAGUUCGUGGAGGCGGUGGAGCUGCUGCUCGACCAGGAGAGCGUCACACAUACGCCAGGGACGCCUCAUUCGUGGGAGAGCACCGACACCGAGUGCGAGACCUUCACCAGCGACAUUACGCCGCUGGUGCUGGCCGCCCACCGCAACAACUACGAGAUCAUCAAGAUACUACUCGAUCGCAACAUUUCCCCGAUUCCCGCUCCACAUGACGCCCGCUGCGGCUGCAAGGAGUGCCUCGCUGCCAGCAAAGAAGACUGCCUGCGCUACUCUCGCUCGCGCAUCAACGCCUACAAGGCGCUCUCCUCGCCCUCGCUCAUUGCCCUCUCCAGCAAGGACCCCAUUCUGACGGCCUUUGAGCUGGCCUGGCAGCUGCGCCGCCUUUCAGUCCUCGAGCCGGAGUUCAAGAAUGAGUACCUCGCCCUGCGAAAGCAGUGUCAGAUGUUCGCCACCACACUGCUCGACCACACGCGCACCUCGGAGGAGCUGGAACUACUGCUCAACUACGACCCGAAUGGCGACCCGCUGGAGAAUCACGACAGAAUGCAAUUGUCCCGCCUGAAGCUGGCAAUUAGCGUUCGCCAGAAGAUGUUCUGCGCCCACGCCAACGUUCAGCAGCUGCUCGCCAGUAUCUGGUACAAGAGCGUGCCCGGCUUUCGCCGGCGGAACAUCGUCGCGCAGACGCUGCAGCUGAUCGGCAUCGGGGCGCUCUUUCCGCUGCUCGCCCUCGCCUACAUCCUCGCCCCCCGCUCCGCCCUGGGCCGCUUCACCAAGAAGCCCUUCAUCAAGUUCAUCUGCCACUCCGCCAGCUACGUCUCAUUUCUCGUUCUUCUGAUGCUCGCCUCGCAGCGGAUUGAGAACAACCCCUUCUUCGGAAGUGGCUUUCUCUUUAAUGUCUCCUCAACAGGAGCACUGCCGUCGUAUAUUGAACUCGCCAUCAUCGCCUGGGUCUUGGGCCUAAUCUGGAGUGAAAUCAAGCAACUGUGGGAUCUGGGCAUCAACGAGUACAUGAGCGACAUGUGGAACAUUCUCGACUUUAUCAACAACUCACUGUACGUGGCGACGAUCACCCUGCGCGUCAUCGCCUACUACCAAACGCAGCGGGAGAUCCAGUUUGGGACCAUCAUGUACGACAAGCGGCAGAUGUGGGACGACUUCGACCCGAUCCUCCUCUCGGAGGGCCUCUUCGCCACCGCCAACAUCUUCAGCUCGCUGAAGUUGGUGUACAUGUUCUCGGUCAAUCCCUACCUGGGGCCGCUGCAGAUCAGCCUGGGGCGGAUGGUGAUAGACAUUCUCAAGUUCUUCUGCAUCUACCUCCUGGUGCUCUUUCCCUUUGCCUGCGGCAUGAACCAGCUGCUCUGGUACUACGCCGAGAUGGAGAAGCAGAC